CGGUCCCUCCCUGGGAACAAGCGCUGCCCACCCAAGGAGGCGACCGGCGCUCCUGCCCCGCUCCCGCUUGCUCACUCGCACACACAUAUACUCCGUGCGUGCGCCUCUCUCUCCCUCAUUGAAGUCAGUGCUUGUGUUUUCAGGUUGCUCAGACCUGAAAUCUAAGGGAAAAAGCUCAGCGUUUGCAUCUCCGCUCCAGCUACUGGCGGUGGUAGCGGCGAAGAGGAGAGAGGGGGCUUUCCUGGAAUUUGUGGACCCCAACUUGGAGUCUUUGGAUCUCGGCGUUUUUGGAAUGUCUACAUGCUGAUCCUCUUUGUUGUGGCACGCCAGCUCGUUUGGGGAAACCGUCUGAAGACAGCAAGAUGUUUCUCGCUAUCUUGUACUUCGUUUUACCCUUAGUGGAUGUACUUCUGUCCGCAGAAGUGAGCGGGCUGCCUGGAGGGGAUCGCCUUGACUGCGUUAAAGCCAGCGAUCAGUGUCUCAAGGAGCAGAGCUGUAGUACUAAAUACAGGACACUGAGGCAGUGUGUAGCCGGCAAAGAGAGCAACUUCAGCCGGGCGACAGGCCUGGAGGCAAAGGAUGAAUGCAAAAGCGCCAUGGAAGCUCUAAAGCAGAAAUCUCUGUACAACUGCCGCUGCAAGAGGGGCAUGAAGAAGGAGAAAAACUGCCUGCGCAUUUACUGGAGCAUGUACCAGAGUUUACAGGGAAAUGAUUUGCUUGAAGAUUCCCCCUAUGAACCAGUUAACAGCAGACUAUCAGACAUAUUCAGGCUAGCGCCAAUGGUAUCAGUGGAGCCAGUACUUUCAAAGGGGAACAAUUGCUUGGAUGCAGCAAAAGCUUGUAACCUAAAUGAUACCUGCAAGAGGUUCAGAUCUGCUUACAUAACCCCCUGCACCAGCAGCACGUCUAAUGAAAUCUGUAACAAGCGGAAGUGUCAUAAGGCCCUCCGGCUAUUUUUUGACAAAGUUCCCCCAAAGCACAGCUACGGGAUGCUCUUCUGCUCCUGUCGAGACGUAGCCUGUACAGAAAGGAGACGGCAGACUAUUGUUCCUGUGUGUUCAUAUGAGGACAGGGAGAAACCAAACUGCCUGAAUUUACAAGAGUCCUGCAAGAAGAAUUACAUCUGCAGAUCUCGCCUUGCAGAUUUUUUCACAAACUGCCAGCCUGAGUCACGGUCUGUUAGUAGCUGUCUGAAGGAGAACUAUGCUGACUGCCUCCUCGCUUACUCGGGGCUUAUUGGCACAGUGAUGACACCAAACUACAUAGACUCGAGUAGUCUCAGCGUUGCCCCAUGGUGUGACUGCAGCAACAGCGGUAAUGACAUAGACGAAUGCCUGAAAUUUUUGAAUUUCUUCCAGGACAACACAUGCCUUAAAAAUGCAAUUCAGGCCUUUGGCAAUGGUACUGAUGUGAACGUGUGGCAGCCAAUCCUACCAGUACAGACCACUACAGCUACAACUACAACAGCUUCCAGGCUUAAAAAUACGGGUUCAGAGACCACCAACAAUGAAAUACCCACUCACAAUGAUUCACCCGCAUGUGCAAACUUGCAGGCACAGAAGAAGCGGAAAUCCAAUGACUCUAUAGACACAGAGCUCUGUCUUAAUGAGAAUGCUAUUGGGAAAGACAGCACAGCAGGAGUCUCCACAAGUCACAUAUCUUCAGAGAAUUCGUUUGCUCUUCCUACAAGCUUCUCUCUAAGCACACCGCUCCUUCUGAUGACAAUUGCACUCUCACUCGGUUUGUUCCUAAGUUCAUCAGUCAUCUUGUAGCUGCGUUACAAAGGGACAUAUUAAAAAAAAAAUCUGUUUCCUGUCCUAUGUUGUUUAUCUGGAAUUCCAGGUCUGGGAGCUAAGCUAAGGCACUCCUGCUAGAACAGUUUCAGUCAGCUGGAAUUUUUUUCUCUCUCUAAAAAAGCUUCUUGUGUCAUUUAGAGGCUUUGUGAAAUACUUGGUGCAGUGCUACGUUCCAAACCCAAAAAGGCUUUUGGGCAUGCAGUGUUUUAAAGAGACAGUGUGUAAAUUUGCCUGUAAAGCGGCCUGGUUGGAUUAUUUUAAUGAUUAUUAUUUUAAUUCUGGCCCUUACCUAAGAAGGAGGAUGGCAGUUUUCGUAAGAUCCUAUUUAUCUUAUUGAAUGGUUUUGGUUUUCAAAUUGAUUGAACUUCAGACUAUCAAGGAGGCCAGGCUUUUGUCUAACAUUGAAUGUUCUCCCAGAGAGUGGACUUGAUGAAACGUCUUCAUUUGAUAAAUUGCUACUGAUGUUAAACUCUUUCAAUGUGUUAGCAUUUUCCUCUUUAAAUGUUUAUGUACUGUAAGUGAUUCUGCGUUCCCUGCUGAGAAGCCAUUAUAAGUCGCAUACAGGUAUAAUGUAUGUUUUUCAGUUAAAUUUUCAUAAAAAUAGUGUUGCAUAGAUCUUUCUAACAGUACAUUUAUUUUUUAAUUAUAAUCAUCUAGCCUUAACAGGGGUGAAGCGUCUUUAAAUUAACAAGAAACCGCCAUUGUGAAAGCUUCAUAAUGUUUCUUUAAAUUUGAGGAUAAGCAGUAGAAACAAAUUUUGCUACCGGGUUUCAGCUGUACAGUCACUGGUCUUCUAUGCGUCCAUUGUGAUGAUAUAAUCCAGUUGUUUUAUUGUUUGUUUAAUAAAAAUGCCGUACAGUUUUAUUUGCUCUACUAAAACAGCAUUAUCUGCUCAUACACACAUGAUAACGUCAGCUCAAAAAGUUGCAGGUGUUUAUACCUGAGUUCUGCUAUCACAGCUUUGUAGAGGUAAAGAGGUAGGUUAUCAUUUAAGUUGAGCUUUAUUUCUUAAACUGCUAAAAUCAACAUAAAAGGAUUAUUAAUCCAGUUACAAGGCAGAUUCAUACAUGCUCGCCCACAUGACAAGCUUUUCUCACACUAGUAAUUCCUACUACAGUCCGUGGGGUUGCUGACAUGAUGAACUGUUUGCAAGACCCAUCCCGUAAAUAGUUUGGAUGGCAGUGUUGCCAGUAUACGUGGUUUGAUCACUUUGAUUUUCAUUCAGUGACAUUGACAGUGUAUGCUGGCUCAUGAUUUUCUGCAGUAUCUACAAGGGGUUCUUUAAAGCUUUAAAUGUCAUCAAAUAGGCAGCAUUUCUCCUAAGGGCUGUCUUUGUACCUUACUGUGAUGGCAUGGUGACUGUUAUAAGCAGUUAUGUCCAAAUGAUCAACAGUAAUCUGUUUUUGUUUGUAUUGAAAGCAGAAGAUAACUUUGUAAGGCAAAGAGUUCAUCAUGUUAAAUUUACCGAUUUAUGUUAAGACUUACACGGUUGUGUGCAGGCCUGCUUUGAAAUGUCCCUAUCAGUUACUUACAAUGCAACUAUAUACAACAAAUUACUGAUUUAUAAGCCGCAGUGAAGUUUGGGAGUAUGCAAAAUGCACAUUUUACUAACAGAUUAUUAAACCUAUUGACAAGUUCAACUUUUGAACUUUUUCUUCAAGCUAAUAAACACUUUCAGAAAUUCUAAAA
Messenger RNA from Struthio camelus australis, 3485 nucleotides. It is a transcript of the gene GFRA1, whose product is annotated as GDNF family receptor alpha 1. Gene Ontology annotation, biological process: nervous system development. NCBI's taxonomy places the organism in Eukaryota, Metazoa, Chordata, Aves, Struthioniformes, Struthionidae. Gene Ontology annotation, cellular component: signaling receptor complex; external side of plasma membrane. Gene Ontology annotation, molecular function: signaling receptor activity. The record is from RefSeq and is a predicted model, not a curated record.